This is a messenger RNA of Rubroshorea leprosula, 535 nucleotides long. Lineage: Eukaryota; Viridiplantae; Streptophyta; Magnoliopsida; Malvales; Dipterocarpaceae. The record is from the annotation of a GenBank genome assembly.
AGGUUUUUAACUUCACAAUGAAGCAAGGAAUAAAAGCCUCAGGAAUCCUAUAUGGGGUAUGCAAAGGGGCCAUCCGGCCAUGAUAUCAAUUACAUGGAUUAUAUUAUCAUCAUACCAAACCACCCAAAAGAAGCAGGUAUAUUCUUGGCUUCAAUUAUAUGCAUGCCAAGAAAUCAGAUGCUGGACAACAAGAAAGCAAGGGAAAACAGAGAAUUUUUAUAAUUCUUUCCUUAGGUCUGUGGGUAUAGUUUUUCAGUUAGAUGGGCAAGAGUUACUUUCUGGUAACCCGUUAAACCCACGUAAUUACCCUCCAGACCUACCCCCUUGAUUAUCUGGGUCGCAGAUUAAACGUCUUAAGCAACUCUUGAGUAUGGUUUCAUCAUGCAUCUGGGGUCCAAAGAAGAAAAGUAUUAAGGCAAGGGGCAAAAGCAAGUGAGAUCUUGUUUCACUAAUUCAAGUAAUUAACUUAAUGAACUAUAUAUAGAAAAUCAUUACCUAUGGACACAUUUCUAACCAAUAAAAUGGGUUUCAGAAA